GGCCUUCUCUCUAUCAAGGCAAAGUUAGGAGCUUGAAGUGCCUUAGAAAAGUCAAACCGUAGUUUAUUUUUACAGCUCUGUAGUUUGUACGGAGAAAACAACGCAGCUCUGCUGUGAGGCUAACAGCUUGGAGUAGUUGAUGUAUAAAAACGAGCAAAAAGCCACUAAAAGCAAGUCGGAGUAUUGGGUUUAGAAUACGGAUUCAGCGCCUAAAGAAGGCGAUCUAGCUGAGUCAAGGCCGUAGGAUCAGUGUUAAUACUGGCUUUAGUAAAUUGCCUGCUUGGAAGAAGUUAACGUGAUGCUCACUUAAAUAGGCAGACUAGCUCCGUUGAAAGCUGGUGUAUAGCCAAAGAGCUCUCCCAGUUUCGUACUACAGAAACGUAAAUUCAGAUGCAUCAUCACUACUAUCAAACUGAGGUGGAGAUUGGUUCCUUGACUCUCCGAUAUGUUCCAGAAGAAUCCAAAGACAAAGUUAUCUCAGAUGAAGAUGUCCUAGGAACAUUACUGAAAGUUUUCCAGGCUCUAUUCGUAAAUGAUUUCAGUAAACAAUCAGAUAUCUUGACUGUGCUUCCAGAACCUGUUAAAUCAAAAUAUCAAGACCUACUGUCAGUUCAGCAUCCAAGGGUGAAACAGCUUGAAUACAGACAUCAGCAGCAAAAUACCUUUACACCAGAAGAAAUUCUUUAUAAGACAUUGGGUUUCAGUGUUGCCCGAGCACCUAGCUCAUUGAUUUCUGCUGGAAAAGGUGUCUUCGUUACUAAAGGAUUGGUACGGAAAGGCGCGGUUGUAUCUAUGUAUCCCGGUACAGUAUAUCAGAAGUACGAGCCAAUCUUUUUCCAGUCCAUUGGAAAUCCAUUUAUUUUUAGAUGCCUAGAUGGGGUGCUCAUCGAUGGAAAUGACAAAGGAAUAUCAAAAGUCGUGUAUAGAUCUUGCAAUGGGAGGGAUCAACUUGGCCCUUUAAAAAUGAGUGAUAGUACAUGGCUAACAUCAGAAAUUCAUAAUCCAUUGGCUAUAGGACAGUAUGUGAACAAUUGUUCAAAUGACAGAGCAGCUAAUGUCUGUUAUCAGGAAUUUGAUGUGCCUGCAGUUUUCCCUAUAGAGCUGAAGCAGUAUCUUCCAAACAUUGCCUACAGCUAUGACAAACAAAGGGAGCAGGGUCUACUCUCUAGUUGCCGUGCACAGGCCUCUCAUCGCAGUGCCUUCUCCCACCGCAGAGCAUCGGCUCUAGGCACACAGGCUUCAGUAGCUGUGGCACGUGGGCUUAGAAGUUGCGGCUCACGGACUCUAGAGCUCUGGCUCAGUAGUUGUGGUGCUUGGGCUUAGUUGUCCUGCAGCAUGUGGGAUCUUCCCGGAUCAGGUAUCAAACCCAUGUCCCCUGCCUUGGCAGUUGGAUUCUUCACUACUGAGCCACUAGGGAAGCCCAAGAAUAUGUGUAUUUUUAAUGUAACAUUUAUUUUUUGUGCAUUAAGUGGAAAGUCUACUGAGAAUACUCAAGUAACUAUUUUUAAAUAUAAGUAAUUGUAUAUUUAAAAGUUUUUUUAUUAACAAUACUAUAGGAAGACAUUGCCUUUAUAUCAUUUCACUUGGCUGCCAGUUGCUAGCAAACUUUAUUUUAUACAGGUCCAAUUAAAUUGUCCUUUGAUGAUGAAUGAUAUUUAAAACUUAGACAAUUCCCUGUACUUGAUAACUUUUAUGUCUCUAUAUGUAUGUGUGUGUGUGUGUGUUUUAACAAUGAAGUUUUUUUCACCUGACAUUCUGGGACAUAAUAUUAUUGCUGUUCAGCAAGUACAGGAAAAGUUAGAAGAGUAGGAACUUGAAGGUAUGCAUAUGUCUUACUGUGUCCAUAAAAGGUAUUUUUUUUAAAUUCCAAUAAAUGUUAAGUAACAUUUCCAGCUUUGUGGAAUACAAAGAUACAAAUUAAUUGUUUUUUGAAGUGUUGAACUAUAAUGUCAUUUUAAAAUGCUUUUUAUGAUACCAGUUUUGAGGACGGGAACAUAGAAACAUUUUCAAAGUAGUAGUCAGUUGUAUAAACUUAUUGAUUUGUGGGCUUUUUAAAUGAUGCAGAAUAAAUAUACUCUAAAAUGCCUCCAUCAGCAACGAGAGCUAUUUCUUUAUGGAAAUCAAAUACAUAAAUUAAGAUGAUAGUAAGGAAUCUGAAUAAAAUUAUCAAUGAAAUCCAUCUUGAUGGUACUAAAAAUAUGAGCUUGUAUCUGUUAACACUGCUGACUUUUGUCU
This is a messenger RNA of Bubalus bubalis (water buffalo), 2235 nucleotides long. It is a transcript of the gene SETD9, whose product is annotated as SET domain containing 9. Bases 391 to 1323 code for a protein of 310 amino acids. The transcript has 6 exons. Gene Ontology annotation, molecular function: protein binding. NCBI's taxonomy places the organism in Eukaryota, Metazoa, Chordata, Mammalia, Artiodactyla, Bovidae. The record is from RefSeq and is a predicted model, not a curated record.